Molecule: messenger RNA, 553 nt
Organism: Asterias rubens (European starfish)
Lineage: Eukaryota; Metazoa; Echinodermata; Asteroidea; Forcipulatida; Asteriidae
Product: tryptase-2-like
Exons: 2
Coding region: 6-242 (78 amino acids)
Biological process (GO): proteolysis
Molecular function (GO): serine-type endopeptidase activity
Source: RefSeq, a predicted model, not a curated record
UCCAGAUGGAUGAUUCCAUUAUUUGCAGUGACUCUACAAACAACUUUUGUCAGGGUGACGAUGGUGGACCUGCGGUAACCAAUUACGACGAAAGCAGCUCUGACGGCACCGAGGUUCUUACAGCCUUAGUGGAUAAAGGUUAUAGCUGCAAAGCCGACCACAAACCGUCGCUCUACACCCGCGUUAGUGCACACUGCGACUGGAUCGACACCGAGACAGGCCACGAUGUCCAAUGUAAUUAAAACCAGGGUUAAGAACAGUCAGAGAGAAGUGUGGGAUCGGAGAUGACCAAAUUCCUAACACUCUUUUAAAAACUAAAAGUAUAAAUAAAUAUAAAAAAACUCACAGGUCAGAAUCGAAUCGAAUUUUGGUAACAAAAGAGGGCGCACUUCCCGAAUGGUGUCAUGAGCGUAAGUUUUAAUAGAUUAUUUUGUGUCCCAGGGGCUGUCUGACCCACUUCUGGGUUAAUCUGACAACAUCAAGAAAUUGAUUUAAAGUCUUAUUUUAUCUGCUUCAAAUUUAACCGUUUCUGUGUCAUUUUAAAACAAACUCC